Molecule: messenger RNA, 1281 nt
Organism: Parastagonospora nodorum SN15
Lineage: Eukaryota; Fungi; Ascomycota; Dothideomycetes; Pleosporales; Phaeosphaeriaceae
Exons: 2
Coding region: 1-1281 (426 amino acids)
Biological process (GO): regulation of transcription by RNA polymerase II
Molecular function (GO): zinc ion binding; DNA-binding transcription activator activity, RNA polymerase II-specific
Source: RefSeq, a predicted model, not a curated record
AUGCCUCCGCGGAAGGUACUUCGAAGAAGUCAUAGAAAAAGUCGGCUCGGCUGUCAGGAGUGCAAGAGACGCCACAUCAAGUGCGAUGAGGCACAGCCCACGUGCGAGAAUUGCACGCGCGAUGAUGGCACCUGCUCGUAUUUGCAGCGGCUACCAGACUCAUUUCAACGCGCAGUAUCCAGCCAAUCGCCGUAUGCUCCUUCUGAACCAGCUUCAUCAAGAUCUUUUACCGCCGGAUCCAGGUCGCAAGGUGUACCGAGCGCAGUGGAGCACAGCAAUACGCCGUCACCAGCCGUAGUCUCUUCCGUGGAUCUGUCUUUCCUCUCUCCGGCAUCGUCGUCACCGUAUGGCUCAGACCUCUCUUUCAGCCUGCGACAUAUGCAAUUGUUCAGCCACUUCAUCUUCGAGACGUUGCCAAGCCUCAAAGAAACGGGGUCGAUCGACAAUGGGCAAGCACGUGCCCUUAUGCCAGCGGUUCUGUCAGAGCCAUAUACCAUAUACCAACUUCUGGCCCUUUCCGCCAUGCAUGUUAGCUACCAAAGCCCUGAAGAGGCGAUCUGGCAUCUCGAGGAGGCUAGAGCUCUCCAAACGCAGGCAUUGUGCGCCUUCAAUAAUGCAUAUAUCGAAGUUACGGUAGACAACUGCGUGUCUAUCAUGUCGUUCUCCACCCUGAUUGGCUUGUACAACCUUGCUGAUGUCGCUGGAAAUGCUGAUGUGGGUGCCGGCGGAGUCUUGGACGCGUUCAUUACGUACAUGAACUUGCAUCGAGGAGUUCGAGCCAUCAUAUCGCAAUCCUGGAGAUUUCUGAGCCAGACCAGCGUUGCCCCUCUUCUAGAGCAAACCACGAGUGCCAUUGAUCAUGCACUCUCCUGCAAUAACCGGACAGCAGUAGCAGUAGCUGACCGCCUGUCCAACUUGCUAGAUCACGCGGACAUGAGCGAGGAAUCUCGACAGGUUUGUAGUGCGGCCGUAUCUCAGCUGACAGUCGUAUACCAGACAGAACAAGACGUGGUAAAGCCGUCAAAUCAGCCGCCUGAGAAUGGUUUACUCUGGGUGUUUCCAAUUAACCUCUCUAGCGAGUUCACGGCACUUUUAUCUAUGUGCAAGCCGGAAGCGCUUAUAAUCCUUGCCCACUACGCGGUUCUUUUGCAUCGAAGACGCCGGGUGUGGCUAGUCGGCAACGUCGGCAGGAUACUCAUCGAGGAGAUUUCGAGAUUCUUGGGUACCUUCUGGAGGACUUACCUCGAUUGGCCGCUAGCGCAAUCCCACGGCGAUACGUAG